UUGUUAGUUCAUUCUUUCAUUUUACUUUGUUCGCGUUUGCUAAUUUUUCUCAAGGAGGUUCGUCAAUUAAAUUUUUAUAUAUUAGCAUCGGGGAAAAAAUAAUAUGUCGCGAAGUUAUACAUCACCCUAUGCCAAACCGAUACAGCAAUAUCCAUCUCAGUCAGAGGAUUACAUAUCACUUGAAGUCGGCGGACCAGGAAAGUGUUCAACACCAGCGCGGGCCCAGUACAACAGCCUUAACACAAAGGGUGGGGGAAACUUUUAUCAAAAUAGACAAAACGGACGCGAAAAUCAACAAAAUCGAUUUUCUGUAGGAUGGACAAACAACCGCCACAGUGCUGGUGGAUAUGCAGGCCAACGGCAACAACACACACCACGUAGCAUUGAUACAGCUGAAUGGCAGUGGCGUGGAGGUGGCAAUAACAGACCACGAAACAAUAGACCAUCUUUUACCAAUAAGGUAAACGACAUAUCGGCUUUUGUGCACCCAUCUAUGUUAGAAGAUCCAUGGAAUGAUUUGAUGAAACGACGAGAAGCUAUAAAACGUAGUGAGAUUCAAUUAUCUACUCCCGCUAAACAAAAUGAAGAAAGAUCUUGCAUGGAUAAUAUCGCUGUAAAAA
Messenger RNA from Rhagoletis zephyria (snowberry fruit fly), 620 nucleotides. RefSeq lists its product as uncharacterized. Lineage: Eukaryota; Metazoa; Arthropoda; Insecta; Diptera; Tephritidae. The record is from RefSeq and is a predicted model, not a curated record.